GAAAAGCUGAAUGAUAGCUCAUAACUUUUUAGCUUUUUUAAUGCGUUGUAAUAGCUAGCAUUCUCCCCUGUUCUCAAUGAAAAUAUAUACUUUCGCGCUGAGUGUUAUUAGUUUCGGUCCCGUCGCGUCACUAAUACAAGUGUUAGUGAAACUGAAGUCUGUGGACAUUUCAUUUAAAGGUAACGUAAUGUUAGCUAGCUAAUUGCUCAUCUCUGCGCUAUUCACUGAAGCCGAAGUCAAGAACCGCGGAGAACACACCAUACACCUGUCCACUGCAGAUGAUCUAAACUGAAGCAUGAUGAAGCACACACAUAGCUGGUGCCAACCUUCCCCCUCAAGAAAUGCUGGAGUCAAGCCCAAUGGUUCAAACUCGCUCCCAAACAGAAGAGGUCUGCGGCUCAAAAGAGCCAAUGGCCGAGAUGCCCGGGGCCCACCUGGGAAGAGCCAGUCGUGCCAGCAUCGAGAUGAGACAUGUUUGGCUAAAAUGACCUUACCCCCAACAAUCGUGAUCCAGCGGCAGGAAAUGGCAUCGUUCUUCAGGCUUUUGGAUGAUGAGCUGAUCCAUGACUUCCUGUGGAUGGACCGUUGCUGUAAAAUGACAGAUAAGUACCUUUUAGCCAUGACCUUCGUGUACUUCAAAAGGGCUCGCUUCACUCUCGCUGAAUACACCAGGAAGAACUUUUUCAUUGCACUGUAUCUUGCCAACACCAUGGAGGAGGAUGAUGAAGAGAGCAAGUACGAGAUAUUUCCAUGGGCGCUGGGCACGAACUGGAGGAAGCAGUUUCCCCGCUUCCUCAAGCAGCGAGACAAGCUGUGGGCACGAGUCGAGUACAGAGCUGGUGUCAGCAGGCGCUGCUGCGAGGAGGUGAUGGCCAUUGUGUCCUCUCACGUUAUAUGGCAGCGUGAGAGGUCAGAGCACCACAGCGGCGCUCAGCGGCAGUACGGGGACCGAGAUUGCACUCGUAUUCCCCGCGGGCCCUCGGCCUCUCCGGUCUCCUGCUCCCUGUGUAACCGCAGCUCCGGGAUAGAUAAUGGCCCGGGCUCUUCUUAUCUCUCCAGACGCUCUUCUGCACAGAGUCCAAACCCGCCCUUUCCACACCCUUUCACCUCCACACUGAGGUUGGAGUUCACCCCGCCGAGGGCUGCAGCCCCUCACAGGAAGGCGAUGGAGACUAAGAGCCAGGCGCAGAAUUCCCGCUGCUGCUGUGCCGAGGAGGUUCCCAGGGAUGAGUCUCCCUGCGGGUCCACAUAUGACCCCUCCAUGGACUGGAUCUGCGAGGAGUAGAGCGUCGCACUACCUCAGCAGCACUGACCUAACUGUUCUGUGUGUCGCUGUCUCACCUCUUUAACACCACUUUCAUGGUGAAGUAAAGGUCUAAAUCACAAGUGCAACUCACUAGUUUGUUCACUUCUUUCUAUGUGAACGUGGUACUGAUUCAACAUAACCGUGGUAUGAACAAAGUUUACCAUCAAAGUAUGAGCUAUUGUCAUUUCAUGCAUUAUACUGUGACAGAAACAUGCAGUAAGAUUGAUGUGAAACACCAAAAAGCCUUUGUAAAGAUGUGUUUAACCUGCACUGAGUUCUUGCUAUUUAUUUAUAUAUUUAUUUAUUAUAUUUAUGUACUGAAGCACUUCCGGGUUCUUUCCACACUUAUUCACAAAUGACACUGUCAAGAAUUUAGUUUAUUUUGAAUCAAAGUUGAGCCUCUGAUACAUGUCCUUAAAAAAACUGGGAUUCUACUGGGUGUGUUUUUAGUGUUGUUGCCAAUGUGCCUGUUUAAUGACCCAACACCGCCUCUAGAGUUUUCAAUAAAGG
Plectropomus leopardus (leopard coralgrouper) is the source of this 1816-nucleotide messenger RNA. RefSeq names its product speedy/RINGO cell cycle regulator family member A (gene spdya). NCBI's taxonomy places the organism in Eukaryota, Metazoa, Chordata, Actinopteri, Perciformes, Serranidae. Gene Ontology annotation, molecular function: protein kinase binding. The record is from RefSeq and is a predicted model, not a curated record. Gene Ontology annotation, biological process: positive regulation of cyclin-dependent protein serine/threonine kinase activity.